Raphanus sativus (radish) is the source of this 1324-nucleotide messenger RNA. Its product is annotated as serine/threonine-protein kinase-like protein ACR4. Gene Ontology annotation, biological process: protein phosphorylation. The coding region runs from base 137 to 1138 and encodes 333 amino acids. Lineage: Eukaryota; Viridiplantae; Streptophyta; Magnoliopsida; Brassicales; Brassicaceae. Gene Ontology annotation, cellular component: plasma membrane. Gene Ontology annotation, molecular function: protein kinase activity; ATP binding. The record is from RefSeq and is a predicted model, not a curated record. The transcript has a single exon.
UGUUGACCACUUAGCCGUAUUAUUCCUUACUUUCUCAUUUUGACCUUUAUUUUAUUACAUUUUUCUUCUCCUAUAUACACGCAAACCCCAUAAUCAUAAUCAGACAUUCUUGAAUGAGUUUAUUUUUUCUCUUCAAAUGGACAAAUCUGAAAAAAUCGCCUACGCUUCGGUUCUGUCUAUUCUCUCACUCUUUCUUCUUAUUCUCAUCAUCUUCCUCCUCUUACUAUGCAGAAAGAAACCAAUCCGGUCCGACGAAUCUCUCCUCCCAAAAACCAAACCAGCCGGAACCACUUACCCUUUAACCGAAUUAGAUUCAGCAACCGACGGAUUCAGCCAGCGACGAAUCAUCGGUACCGGUCGGUUAGGAACGGUUUACGCAGCGGUUAUCCCAUCCCACAAAAACCUCGUCGCGGUCAAAAGAAUACACCCCGGUUUGGUUCUAAGCAAACCGGGUUCCGGUUUCACCACGGCUCUCAAAACGCUUUCUUCCGCUCUCCACCCCAACGUCGUCUCGAUCCUAGGCUUCUCGGAAGCUCCCGGAGAGAGGAUCGUCGUUACCGAAUUCGUCGGAGAAGCGAAGAGCUUGAGCGAUCACUUACACGGAGACUCCGAACCGGCGGUUACAACCGUUAUUGACUGGCGGCAACGUUUCAGAGUCGCGGCGGGAGCGGCGAGAGGUUUGGAGUAUCUGCACGAGAUCAUGAACCCUAGAAUCGUCCACGGGCGAUUCACGUCUUCGAAUAUACUCGUGGAUGAGAAGUUCAUGGCGAAGGUUUCGGAUUACGGGUUCGCGUUCUUGAUCCCGCGCGAGAAGGCGGAGGUUUCUUGGUACGUUGAAGAAGGGUACUGCAAAGAGAGCGACGUUUACGGAUUCGGCGUCGUUUUGCUUGAGAUUCUGAGCGGGAGAAGAAGCGGGAACGGAACGAUCGUGAAGUGGGCGACGCCUUUGAUCAAAGAGCAGAGAUUCGCUGAGCUUUUGGAUCCGAGAGUGGUUGUUCAGAGUGAGAUCAAGUGUUUGGUGAUAAGGUUAGCGAAGGUUGCUUUGGCUUGCGUCGGGAAUUCGCGGAGGAGUCGGCCGUCGGUUUCUCAGGUGGCCGCGAUUUUGAACAGUUUGGAGAGGGAAGGAGGGGGGAUUUGAACAUUUCGAAAAGUUUUGGGGUAAAUUAGUAAUUUAAUGGAACAUUUCCGUUAGUGAUACUGUAAUAUACGUUACGCCGUGUACAUAUAUAAUUUGGGGUAGAUAAUCGGUUUCGUAUGAUUUUUAGUUUAUGAUUUUAUUCGCAUCAAUUUUAUAAAUUUGGGAAUAUAAUAAUUCUCGAAAUUC